AUUCGCCUGCACGGAGAGUCUCAGUUCCAUGCUCCUUCCUCUCCGUUCUUGUAAGAGGAAUCUGUGCAGCGAUUCAUGGGGAGUUGAGCAUUUCUCACUCUAGCACAUGAUUGUAUAGAAUCAUCAUAUGCUAGGACAUUGGGGGUUACUUCAGGACUAGCUUGAACCUCUGGAUAUUUCCUGCUCUCAGCAUCUUGUUGUCACGUUUUCUGUUGUUCAAGAAUGGGCUGGCCUUGAUUCUAAACCGGAUUUUUUACCGGAGGAUAUGGAGCUUUCUGCCAGCGAACUCAGCAUUUAUGAUAAACUCUCAGAGACCAUUGACUUGGUGAGACAAACUGGUUAUCAGUGUGGCAUGUCUGAAAAGGCCAUUGAGAAAUUCAUCAGACAACUCUUGGAAAAAAAUGAGCCCCAAAGGGGACCCCCACGUUACCCUCUUUUGAUGAUUCUCUAUCAGGGCCUCUUUACCCUGGGGUUAGUUUUACUAACUGCUUAUUUCAUGAUGCAUCCACAUACCCUUUCGCCGCCUGAAAUGACGCUCUCCAGAGCCCAUGCCUGGGGCUCCCUCAUUAGUCAUAUCCGGCUGUUGCCUUUACCCAUUACCAAGAAGUAUAUGCUGGACAAGUGUCAAGAAUGGUGGGGCUUAGAUUGCAGACGGAAUGUUUCUCUGGCUGCCAAUUGCUCCUGCUGCUGUUCCAUGAAAAACCUUGUGGCCACCGCUGACCAAGGGGAGCUAUCAGAAAGACUCCUGCAACCUCAACCUCUUUUGAUCAAGACAGGACAGUAUCGGUCUUAUACUGAAAUGAGGCAUUUUCAGUUUCUGAACCCUGAAUUGACAGAUUUUAUAAUACAGGAGGAUUUAGCUGAGGUAUGGAGCAGUCAUCCAAGGCAAGGACUUCCAUUUCACAUUUUCCGGCAAAACCCUCUGAAUAAAACUCAGAUUCUGCAGGAGAUUUUCCCCAUCUUCUCUUCACUGCUGUUUCCAAAGACUAUUUCUCUGAAAAGCUGUUUUCUUAUCCACCAUCCAAGGCUUCAGGAUAAGACGUACAAGCUGCAGAGUGCCUUUGUGGUCGGAAGUGGUCAGCUUACCUUGAAUGUUAUCCCUUCUUUGAUGUGUAGAGAACAGUGCAAAACAUUUAUAGUGGAGCUGGAAGCUGGGGAUAUAGGUUUUGCAAAUGUGGAUUAUUGGACAACAAGCUUUAACUCCAGGGGAUCAGAACCUACUGUUGUUUGUGAUGGAUCUGCCAUUUAAAAAGUGUGUGAGAGGAGCUCACUGCUGAAUAAGAAGACCUGGGAUCCAAGGCAAAGGAAACUGAGUACAAAAGAGAUAAGGAUUGUUAGCCACAAUUUCCAGGGAUGUGUUUUUCCCGCUGUUGUGCACAUAUGCAGUGAAGGAAGCCAUACACUUUGCAAGGGCAUUUUCUAUUGAACUUCAAGAUAACUUUGGCCUUUCCCUUGAACGUCUUGAUAGGAAUUGGAAGAGCCCUCUCUCUCUCUAUUUUUGGGUAGAUUUUUUCUUGAAAGCAGAUGGGUUUUGGUGGUAGGGGGAUGGAAUGUCCUUUUUACACUACAGUUGGAAUUUUCACUAAAUAUCUCUUUCUAGCCAUCCUGGGAGGUAAUGUAAGGACUGCUGAUUGGUAUGUCUCUGAAUCAUUUCUGCAAAAGUGGCAAACCACUGACAUGUCAUCUGAGGCUCAGGGACAUAAAUGUCCCAUGGAGAUGGAGUUUGCUCACAUCUUAGUUCUUUGUUAGUUUGGGUAAUAAGAAUUUUACCAACAGCUGCAAAACUUUUUUUCACCUAGCCACGUUGUGAUGACUUAUUGCAAUAUUCAGCCGUUCUUUCCAGUUGUGUGUUUUUUUAAAAUCGCUACGUCUUUCUCCCUAACAAAACACUGGUUAUCCUUCAACGUGUAUGGGAGGAGAGAUGGACUCUACAUGUCCCCCCCCCAUCUUUCUUCACUAAUGUUAGUAUAUGUGUUCUUGCUGUUUCCCUGGUCUGGGUCAGUUUAAUGCCAAUUCCAAGAUUUUUUCAAAGUGACUAAUAUCACACCAAGCAGCCAAAUGUGCUAGGAGGCCGUCUUUUUUUUUUUUUACCUUUCAGAACAUGCUAAGUGCUACUCUUCUGAAAACAAGGCAUUUUUUAGUUGUCUAGAUUGAAUUACUUUGGUCUCCUUUGAUCAUGGCCACCUGAGCCUAGGAAACUCUGGAAGACUAAAGCUUUACAUGCAAAUGUUGCUUGAAUACUGUCCAGCUCUUGUUUCAAAGAUGCUGAUGUGUGGAUGCUUUUGUGGGCAAGAUUGGAGCAAGCCAAUUGUUAAAAGCUUGUGCCAUUUAUAUGCUUGACCUCUUCCCAAUCCUGUGUUUUGUUAGUGUGUCCUUGUGUCUUAAUUCAUGCCUUUGAAUGCAUGGUGAUUAUUCUUGAGCUCCUUCCAAGCUUUGUGUAUUUCCUCUUGCUGCUGGUGGUCUCAUCUGUCUAGUGCCUUUAGAGAGGAUCAGUUUCAAACAUGUGCUAUCUACAUUUAUUGUAGUGUUUCCCAGGAGUGACUCUUUUAGGUUCUUGCUAUGUUAAUAUAAUUUGCAGAUGUGUAAAGUUGAGGUCAGAGUCCAGUAAUGAGGGAUAGGGCAUACAUGUUUUAUGUGCUAUUGGGGAUUCUUUUGUUUCAAACAAGUUAAUAUAACUUUCCAAAUGAGAACCAAAAAAUUGUUCAUUAUAAAUGUAGGUCAAUUUUUCAGAAGGGAUUUGAACAAUCUCUCUAUCUGUGUUAGAAAAUUUAGGUGGGAUAUAUUAAUUGUAUGACGAUAGCAAGUUAGGAGUCAGGGUCCCAUCCUACUGGAAGCUGUGCAGAUACACAAAUUGCAUGUGCCCCACCCUGUUUUUAACCAUGUAUAUUCUGUUUUGCAAACAUGCAAAACUGAUUAGUGACCUGUAGUGAGAGACUAGCUUAUGACAAUGUAAUUAGGUGUAUGUGUGUUAAAAGAUGAGUGUAUAAAUUAGUGGCAGCGUUAUGGAGGCUUGGACUUUUGGAGGGUUGUCAUUUAAUCUGCUUCAUUAUUCAGCAUUUCCCAUAACCAGAUGGCUGACUUUUUUUGUUCCUCUUCCGUUCCUGUAUAAUGAAACUUUUGUACUUUUUAUAAACCAGCUUGAUUCUGCAAAGGAAAGCAACAAUUGUACAUUAGAGCCAAGUGUCAUAUUAAAUAGGUAUGUGAUAAUAGCAGGUUCAGUAGGAGAAACAUGUUUGCUUUUUCAUUCAUAUUAAACAAAAUAAGAGGAAGUUAAACAGGAUAUCACAAUCAUAAAACUAAUUAAGACACAGGCUUCAAUCCUAUCACAUUUACCUGGGAGUAAACCCUAUUGAACUCAGUUGGACUUCUGUAUAGACAUAUAUUGCUACAAGAUUGCUUGGUUAAAUUGGGCAAUGUAUGAAAGACUGCAUUCUACAUAAGUUAAGAGAAGCUUCAUGACACCUCUGUUUACUCUGGCUUUUCUGCUGCUGCGAUUUACACUUUGAAGCUAGCAGGUUUCUGAGUUCUUAAGUAUCUGUCAACCAAGGUUUAUUGUAGAUCUACACAGAGAAUACAGUUCAACCUGAACUGUGGUGUGUUGAAAUUCUUUGUUUUUCAUACAAGUCAUGCAAAUAGAAACAAAUCGAAAGCAGAAUUUCAAAUGACUAAGACAAAGAUUGAACAAAACUCAUAUGCACAAAGGUUUGAUAGUGAAAUGCCUAUGUUUUAGGGAAUUGUGUUUGGGAUGCUUACUACUGAAUAGUUGGCAGAGGGCAGGGGAGAAUCAGUCUUUCAGUCAACUCAGGCUCUCUAGAGAGCAAUAUUUUUAAAGGCCAGUUUAUAUAUGUGCUGCACAAGUUUUCCCAUAAAAACGGUUUCUCUCUCUCUCUCCCUCUCCCAAAUGCUGAUCAGCAAAUAGUCUUUUGGACAGAAGAUAAUGAAUCUGUCCUGCUUAUGGACUGUCUUUCCAUGUGCACUUUGUCUUUGCAUAGGUUUCCAGAUCUGUGUCUAGGAGGUGCUGUGCACGUGUCCAAACCUCAUUCCCUCUGGAGUUUACAUCAUUUGUUUUCAAAUUUUCAGUACAUUUUCUCCUUCUCUUUCACAAGCUGUAAGGAAUUAAAAGAAGUAAUUGCCCAACAGGAAUCAGAGCUCCAAGUUCUCUGAUUUUCAGCUGAUUAAGAGCAUUUAAUUAGAUCCAAGUUGUUCUUGUCUGGUUUUGGAAUGCAAACCACCAUUCUGAAGCAUGUUUUAGCACCUGUCCCCAUCCUUUUCUAUCAUGACCAGAGAAGUUAUGGUGUUAUUCCUUCUCUUAUGGUUGAACAGUAUGGAAAGGAAACUACCCAGAUCAAGUUUGUUGUGAACCAAAAUUUAGAGCCUAUGACUAAUUAUCUCACACAGAUGGUAUUAAGAGUCAGAACUCUGUUCAGCAGACAAGUCACUCUUAACAAAACAAGAACAAAACCCUCCUCAAAGCCAUUGGUGUUUGUGAUGCAGAAUCAGAAUAUAAUACUUUCUAAAAGUUGUGCAGCAGGCAUGAGUUGAAAAUCCUAGGAAGUUGGACAAAUUCCAAAUGUUGUUACUAUUUGUAAUGAAAUGUCCUGGUGACACAUUUUUAGAGCAUCUCAACAAUGAAUAAAUGCAAGUAUUGGCUCUUACAAUUUUUCACACCUCUGGAAUCCUAUAUAUUGCAUGCCAUUGAUUCUUUCCUGCCCAAAAUGUUUUGGGUUCCCUCUGUGAUCUUAAGUAAUAUAUCUUGGCCUGCUCUACUCUUUGCAUCUUUUGAAGACGCAAGCUGUCUCUUCUGCUGUGCUGCAAUAUUUACAGAGAUCAAUGACUGUCUGAACUCACAGCACAUUCCUAAAUCCUGUGACUGGAAUCACAAGGAGGGGCUCAUCAUGGUGCCACGGGUUGGCAGGCUUAGUUGUUAAAGUUGGCAAGCUGAGAAGUAAAGCUCAUCUGCCUGUUUCUUAGUAAUUUUUUUCCUUAUGAGCAAAUCAGAUUGCCUUGGUUGAAUUGAACUGAUGUGACAUAAUGUCAGGAAGAGGUGAAUGGGAUGGAGAGAAGCUUAUUGGUCAUAACGCAUUCAAAUAGAAGCUUGCCCAGCUGCUUAGGCACAUCCACUUCCAUGGCCAUAUAUUGUUCAAAUUGCCAAAUAAAAUUUUCCAAAAUGGCAACUGUCAGACUUCAGUUUUAAAAAGCCAUGGGCAACUUUUCUAAAGCAAAGUGGAACCGGGAGCCAAGCUGCUUUCUCAGUCUUUUUUCACAAUUAUAGGGAGAGCACAACUCUUCCUGAUGCAGAAUGGGGGAAGAUACUGACUGUGUGUUUUUUAGUCUCUGGAGAGUUUAGAUUUGAAAGGAAAGGGGCAAGCCAAUUUCAGCAAGACUGUUCUUAUGAAUUGGGCUUGUGGGAUUAGGCCUUCCUGGAGCAACUAUUUUGCCAGAAUAUGAGCAUCCUUACUAUUCAUCAGCUGCCACUGCAGACCUUGGGCACUCAGUACUCACAAAGGCCAAAUCACAAGUGUCAAGAAAUUCAGCUGCUUUGUAGCCAGUGAAUGGAAGGCAUUUGCAUAUCAGAGUAUUGGACUCUUUUUCUUUGUAUAUUUUAUGUAGGGAAAUAUAUAGUUCAGGGAAGACUGAAAAUGAUGGGUUUUAAAAAGAGAACUAUAUAAUUUGCUCUUUCAUUGAAUGUGGGAAAUGCUGGGCUUUCCUGUUGCUUUUGAGACUUGAACAAAUGACUUUAAUUUUUUUAAACAUUGUCUGUUCAGGGAAUAUGGCUAAAAUGGCUCACUGUUAUUCAUUAUAAUGGCUCAGGGGUAACAGGGAAAGUGAGUGUACAUAAAUAUACACUAACAAUUUUGGACAAGCGUAUACACUAAAUUAUGGAACUUUUUUCAUAUGAAAGAAUGUAAAUAUGCAGUUUAUGCAGUUUUAUGAAUAAUUAUAGAUUAAUAUAUUGCAACCUUUUGUAAAUACUUGGGAAAUGUCUGUAAAGAGUAUAAGUCGGAUUUGUAUGUUUGGGGAUGAGAGGGGUCAGUUUCUACCUUUUGCAGUUAAAUACAGCUGUUGAUGCACUUUU
Messenger RNA from Rhineura floridana, 6076 nucleotides. It is a transcript of the gene C6H6orf89, whose product is annotated as chromosome 6 C6orf89 homolog. The transcript is spliced from 9 exons. Gene Ontology annotation, cellular component: Golgi membrane; nucleolus. NCBI's taxonomy places the organism in Eukaryota, Metazoa, Chordata, Lepidosauria, Squamata, Rhineuridae. The coding region runs from base 266 to 1249 and encodes 327 amino acids. The record is from RefSeq and is a predicted model, not a curated record.